Molecule: messenger RNA, 2479 nt
Organism: Candoia aspera
Lineage: Eukaryota; Metazoa; Chordata; Lepidosauria; Squamata; Candoiidae
Gene: CCR4
Product: C-C motif chemokine receptor 4
Exons: 2
Coding region: 456-1535 (359 amino acids)
Biological process (GO): positive regulation of cytosolic calcium ion concentration; inflammatory response; calcium-mediated signaling
Cellular component (GO): membrane; external side of plasma membrane
Molecular function (GO): C-C chemokine binding; C-C chemokine receptor activity
Source: RefSeq, a predicted model, not a curated record
UAGGUCAGUCAAGUUACCACGAUGUUAAAUAUCAUGCAGAACUAGAGAAUCUUCUGUUCAACCCCUUUUGAUUGCAGAAAAGAAGUGUGAAAGGACCUGAAAAGGGACUGUACGGGAAACUUAACACUCAGAGAAGCUAAUGAAGCAUACAAUUAUUAACAUUUUUGGAAUAAAUAGAAUGUAAUUUUCUGAAAAGCUAGAUGAUGCUCUUACUGUAGAAAAACAUGAAAAUGUGGCAUCAGUGUGGUGUUCACAAGAGGGGGUUAGUGAGGCUCAGUAGGCUCUGCCACUCAUCUACAGGAGCAUAGCAUGUGUACGUACUUCAGUGAAUUGCUUCCCUUUGGUUAACUUCUGUGCAGUUUAUCUCACUUGAUUCACACCACUUCCUCAGCAUAGACGGUCAUCACCCUUAUGCAAGAUUCUUCUUAUCUACUUGGACAGGUUUCCAAAAGAAAAUGCUAUCUACCACUGAAGCAGCCAGCAUCAGCAUGGGAUCCCCUUUAGAUUUUUUGGAUGAAUAUGGUGAUGAAUAUGGUCCUGAACCAUGCAUCAAAGAUGGAGUAAGAAGCUUCAGAUCAUGGUUCCUUCCCACUCUUUACUCACUAGUCUUCCUGCUUGGUUUGACAGGCAAUACUGUUGUUGUCUUGGUGCUACUGAAGUACAAGAGGCUGAAAAGCAUGACAGAUAUUUAUGUAUUCAAUCUUGCCAUCUCUGACUUGCUUUUUGUUCUUGGUCUUCCUUUCUGGUCUUAUUUCAUGGCUGAUAGAUGGGUAUUUGGAGAUACUUUGUGUAAACUAAUCUCUUGGAUCUUCCAGAUUGGAUUUUUCAGUGGAAUCUUUUUUACCAUGCUCAUGAGCAUUGAUAGGUAUCUUGCCAUUGUUCAUGUUGCAUUUUCAUUGAAAGCAAGAACUGCCACCUACGGCACUCUUACUAGUCUUAUUGUAUGGCUGGUGGCCAUCAAUGCUUCUAUUCCAGAACUGAUAUUUAGCACGUCAGUAAACGACUAUAAUCACACUGAAUGCAAAUCAGUGUACUUUAAGAAUAGCACCGCAUGGAAACUCUUCACUUGUUUGGAACUCAACAUAUUAGGCCUCAUUGUGCCCUCCAUCAUCAUUUCCUUUUGCUAUGCAAGGAUAGUUCCAACCUUGCUGCAUUGCAGAAAUAACAAGAAAAAGAAGGCAGUGAAGAUGAUCUUUGUUGUGGUGGUGGUGUUUUUUUUCUGUUGGACACCUUACAAUAUUGUACUUUUUCUAAAAUGCUUCAAUGAUGUGAGUACUCUUGGACAAUGUGAAAUCAGCAAAAACCUGGACUAUGCAAAUCAAGUGACUCAAAUCCUAGCAUAUUUUCACUGCUGUUUGAAUCCAGUCAUCUAUUUCUUUAUGGGACAAAAAUUCAAGUUAUACAUCAAACUGUUCUUCAAGAACUGUGCCCUUUCAAAAAUACUUUGUAAAUCUUGUGGGCUCCAUGAGUCCUUCUAUUCUGAGUCAUCAGGUUCAGGUUAUACUCAAUCCACUAGUGAUGAAGAGACAUUCUGAAGAACCUGAAAUGCUGUCUUUUGAAGUUGGACCAAUUCAUCAGAACAAUGAUACCUUUCAUAUGCUGACAAAUAAGCACUGCUUCAAGUAAAUUUUGAACAUGGAAAAAGGAGAGCAGCCCAUCCAGCUUGGAAACACGAAAAGCUAUUUUGCAUUGGACACAGCAGUUACACAGAGUUCUAAGCCCCAAAACUCAUCACUUCAUCCUUUCAGUCCUAUGGUCAAAUUCCUGACAAAGACGUUAACUCUUGAGUUUCCUUUCUAGUCACAAUAUUACGAAGCCUGCUUGUCAAGUCUUUUGCUAUCUAGGAUUUUUUUUCUCUUUUCAGAGUUAACACAGCUUUAAAUCAACUCUGCAGUUCACGAUCUUGGGUCCUCUGAGCCAGCAGACAAGCUUGGAAAUGUCAAGUGUUGCAUAUCUCAAAUUCAAUAGCAUGUUCUGAAGGCUUUUCAAGGUGGCUAUGUCAGCUGUCAGCAGAAUCAUGAUCUUAAGUGAACUCUGUAUCUCGUUUUUAGAUGUUGCCUCAACGUCAGUUUUCAUAAGACCCAGCCAAACAAGGAAGUCUGAAAGUUAUAGAUCAUUUGCCAUGGCUAACACUCUUCCACCUCAGAAUGGCUAGUACAGGCAAGAGGUCAGGAAUCUUUUUUUCCUUUUUCUAAUGGUUCUUACCUCCAAUUCCCACAAUCAUUUACCUGUAUAACAGGAAGAUACCUUAGAUCCUUGCAAAGAGCUUGUACUACAGCCCAUCAUUAGUUAUAGGUUUAUACCUGUUGAAUUUUCCAGGACGCAUUGGAGACUGUGCCCCUCUGAACAUCAGCAAAACACAUUUACUCCCUCCUAAUCCCUUUCAUGGAAUUAGGUUUACUCUAGUAGUCUCAACUGCACAAAAUGUAAGCCAUGCUCCUUUGCAUGGGAGUAUGCAUGUAGUCAUGCCUCAAUUCAA